Messenger RNA from Cucurbita moschata (crookneck pumpkin), 1274 nucleotides. RefSeq names its product protein TIC 21, chloroplastic. The transcript has 4 exons. The coding region runs from base 100 to 996 and encodes 298 amino acids. The record is from RefSeq and is a predicted model, not a curated record. NCBI's taxonomy places the organism in Eukaryota, Viridiplantae, Streptophyta, Magnoliopsida, Cucurbitales, Cucurbitaceae.
AUUAGAACUCAUCCCCAAAAUCCAGAAAUUCGCCUUCAGUAACAUCCACUGUAGGCUCUCUGCCUGCAGCGCUAUCGAAGGUUUAUUCGAUCAUCAAUAAUGCAGUCGCUACUCUCGCCGGUCGGUCGCGGCGGUCCAUUCCCGGUCGCCGCAGUUUAUACAUCAGAGUUACACCUCAGCUGUUUCAAUCGUCGACCUUUCUCUGUCCGAUACGCAUCCAAUCUCAAAUCUCCUCCUAAUUCCCUCCCUUCAUUUAGUGCAAUUCGACCUCCUUCUUCUUUUUCGUUGUUGCUUUUGAAGAAUUUUGGUACUCUGGAGCACAGAAGAGGACAGUUUUGCUCGGAUACGUGCGCUUCUUCUAGUCCCAUUUCGCCGACGGUUCCCCCAAACGAUGAGGCUGAAAAGGCAAAACUGGCUCAGGUGGCAAAGAGAUUAGAGAAGACAUCGAGGUAUUUCAAGAGGUUGGGUAAUCUCGGAUUUUGGGGACAGUUGGUGUGCACGAUUGUCGCUGCUGUUAUUCUUUCAUUCUCUGUUGUCGUCACCGGGAAAAUUACAUCACCUGCCACUUUUUAUGCUACUGCUGGUGGUAUUGUGGCAGCUUUCAUUUCUGUAUUUUGGUCCUUCGGGUACAUUCGGCUUUCUGAUAAACUUCAACGGACUGCAAAUCAACCCUCCAAGGCUCCUCCCCGAGCCGAUGUCGUGAAUAGCUUGAAAAAUGGAAUAGUAGUGAACCUACUGGGCAUGGGUGCUGCCAUUCUGGGGAUGCAAGCGACCGUAGGAUUGUUAGUUGCUAAGGCUCUUACUUCCUCAGCAAUUCCAUAUUACCAGGGAGCCUCCCCUGGAAAUAGCCCUGUUCUUGCUUUGGAUGUAUUCUUAGUACAGGCUUCUGCAAACACUAUUCUCUCUCAUUUCCUGGGGCUCGUUUUCUCGUUGGAGCUACUGCGCUCGGUGACAUUGCCUGCUACUGAGAGUAUUCCUAUACCCCGAAUAGCAUAAUCUCCACCGUCGCCCUUCUAGUUGGUUAGAUUCGACAUCAGAGGCGACACGAUAUGAAUUGAUCACGCUUUCAGUGUCCAUUUUCAAGUAUCGUUUGUAUUUUUGUUGCGAGCGCCGCCGUUGGUAGGGAACUUGAAUAGUUGCAGAGGUCCUUGAAGGUGUUUUCUGCGGAUAGCUUCAAUUGUAUUAGAAGACUGUAUCGGCCAUGUCAAACUCUACUAUCAAAAUGUAGAUUCAAAUAUGGUUCUUUGAGUUUUAAUCUCUCUUCCAUUUUAAUA